Molecule: messenger RNA, 369 nt
Organism: Ipomoea nil (Japanese morning glory)
Lineage: Eukaryota; Viridiplantae; Streptophyta; Magnoliopsida; Solanales; Convolvulaceae
Exons: 1
Coding region: 1-369 (122 amino acids)
Molecular function (GO): nucleic acid binding; RNA-DNA hybrid ribonuclease activity
Source: RefSeq, a predicted model, not a curated record
AUGGAAGCCGAGUGUUGGGGAAUCUAUACUGGAAUGGAAAAAGCAUGGGAGAUGGGAUUCCGGAAGUUGGUCAUUGAGUCAGAUUGUGCGAAGGCAACUUCCAUCCUCAACAACUGCAACGAUUAUGGAGGCCCUGCUUCUAACCUCAUUGAGAAAUGCAGAGAGGCAAAGAGAAGACACUGGGAGGUUGCAUUCAUUUAUGCACCACGUGAGAAGAACAAGGUGGCCGACAUUCUGGCUAAGAAAGCUCAUGAGCAUAAUGAAGCCUUCCGUUGGUUUGAGCACCCCCCUGGAACAGCUCUUGAAGCCUUAAGAGAAGAUGAACUUGGUCUCUUGGGCGGCACAAAUAUUGUGAGGAUUAGUUAUUAA